AUGACUCCUGAUACGGCUACUCUUCCUGUAACCCAAUGUGACCAGUGUAACGCACAAGAAAUUCUAGAAAAUAUUGAAAAUGGCCAAGAACCUAUUACCGAUCAUAUUGUAAUAACGACACAGGAAGGAUGUAAACAUCUCCUUGCAAAAUGCGAAAAGGUUGACAUGAUCUGUGAUUCUAUACAACUUUAUGCAAAAACUGCAAACGAUACGGUUGAUAUUGGAUACUACAGUUGGAUGCCGGGAGCAACUCUUAGUUGUACACAGGAUGGAAAAUGGGAGUCUGGCAUUGUAAAUGAUAUUGAAUCCGUUUAUUGUGAUUUUGUUGGAUGCAAAUGA
Caenorhabditis remanei is the source of this 339-nucleotide messenger RNA. RefSeq lists its product as uncharacterized. The transcript is spliced from 5 exons. The coding region runs from base 1 to 339 and encodes 112 amino acids. Lineage: Eukaryota; Metazoa; Nematoda; Chromadorea; Rhabditida; Rhabditidae. The record is from RefSeq and is a predicted model, not a curated record.